Messenger RNA from Limanda limanda (common dab), 2168 nucleotides. RefSeq names its product actin-related protein 2-B. Gene Ontology annotation, biological process: Arp2/3 complex-mediated actin nucleation. The transcript is spliced from 9 exons. The coding region runs from base 72 to 1256 and encodes 394 amino acids. Gene Ontology annotation, molecular function: actin filament binding. Gene Ontology annotation, cellular component: Arp2/3 protein complex; actin cortical patch. NCBI's taxonomy places the organism in Eukaryota, Metazoa, Chordata, Actinopteri, Pleuronectiformes, Pleuronectidae. The record is from RefSeq and is a predicted model, not a curated record.
GCUGCUGCGUCUUCCUUCCGGCUCGCCGAAGAAAGUUGAGGGCGGUUCAGCGGCUUGUGGGCUUUGACACGAUGGACAGCCAGGGAAGGAAAGUGGUGGUCUGCGACAACGGGACCGGGUUUGUCAAGUGCGGCUAUGCAGGCUCCAACUUCCCCGAGCACAUCUUCCCUGCACUUGUUGGAAGACCCAUCAUUCGCUCAACGGCCAAAGUGGGAAACAUUGAGAUCAAGGACCUGAUGGUCGGGGACGAGGCCAGCGAGCUGCGCUCCAUGCUGGAGGUCAACUACCCCAUGGAGAACGGCAUCGUCAGGAACUGGGACGACAUGAAGCACCUGUGGGACUACACCUUCGGCCCAGAGAAGCUCAACAUCGAGUCCCGCAACUGCAAGAUCCUGCUCACGGAGCCCCCCAUGAACCCGACCAAGAACCGCGAGAAGAUCAUCGAGGUGAUGUUUGAGACCUACCAGUUUUCAGGAGUUUACAUCGCUAUUCAAGCCGUGCUGACACUGUAUGCCCAAGGUCUCCUGACGGGGGUGGUGGUGGACUCGGGUGACGGUGUGACCCACAUCUGUCCGGUGUAUGAAGGAUUCAGCCUGCCCCACUUGACCAGACGCCUGGACAUCGCAGGCAGGGACAUCACCCGCUACCUCAUCAAGCUGCUGUUGUUGAGGGGCUACGCCUUCAACCACUCCGCCGACUUCGAGACGGUGCGCAUGAUGAAGGAGAAGCUUUGCUACGUGGGCUACAACAUCGAGCAGGAGCAGAAGCUGGCGCUGGAGACCACUGUGCUGGUGGAAUCAUACACGCUGCCAGAUGGUCGUGUGAUCAAGGUGGGAGGAGAACGCUUUGAGGCGCCCGAGGCUCUGUUCCAGCCACACCUCAUCAACGUGGAGGGCGUCGGGGUGGCCGAGCUGCUCUUCAACACCAUCCAUGCCGCCGACAUCGACACCAGGCCUGAGUUCUACAAGCACAUCGUGUUGUCCGGAGGAUCCACCAUGUACCCGGGCCUCCCCUCUCGGCUGGAGAGGGAACUCAAGCAGCUGUACCUGGAGCGCGUCCUCAAGGGAGACGUGGACAAGCUCUCGAAAUUCAAGAUCCGCAUCGAGGAUCCUCCCAGGCGAAAGCACAUGGUGUUCCUGGGCGGAGCCGUGCUGGCCGACAUCAUGAAGGACAAGGACAACUUCUGGCUGACCCGCGAGGAGUACGAGGAGAAGGGCGUCCGCGUGCUGGAAAAACUUGGCGUCACCGUCAGAUAAAGCCCUGAACGGACAGACCAGGCAAACACACACACACACACACACACACACACACACACACACACACUCGCACGCAUACACAACAUGCACACAUUCCCCUCCUUGCCCCCAUCGCAGAGUAUAUAUCUAUUUAUCCCUCUUUCUUUCUCUUUCGGCUCUCGAGGCUCCUCAGACACCGGAGAGACUCGAGCUGUCCCCCCCCCCCCUCCGCCCCCGCCCCUCUCUCUCUCUCUCUCUCCACUCGGCCUCUAUUCUCUCCUGUUUGGGGAUUGGUUCACGCAAGCCCUGAUUUCCACCGACACACACACUUUACUUAAUCUAGGACUAGAAGGGUUAAUGUGGCCCUGCUGAUAAUCGAGGUUAAAACCCAGCGUGGAAUCUGCAGAUCGGUUUCAUUUGAAUUCAAUUCGAUAAAUGCAUCAGAUAUUCACAGAGUUUCGUUUCCUCCCCUGAAGAAACGUCCGGAGGGAUGAGUCGAUGCCGAGUUUCUAACCAACUCGUACUCGCGUGUGUGUGUGUGUGUAGAGUCACAGUCAGACACGAGUUCAGCAUCUGUUGCAGGCGAGCGAGAACUGAUCAUAGUUUUCUGUCGGUUUUUAUAAAUGAAAUCAUGACUUUUCUGUUCUGGGAGAGGGAUUCCUCUGUUUGCUUUUUCCUUUUUCUGUUGGAUGUACGAGCUCAUUUAUAUCUUUAAUUCUGGUUUACUUUUCCUUUUCUUGCUGUGCACUACUACCAUUGUAAAUGGAGUGUAUAGUGGUAACAGAAGUUCCUCCACGUUUUUAUGAAGAAGAAAUUGAUUUAAUAAAAGGGACAAACACACGAAGUAGAGCCCCCCCCCCCGAGGUUGUGCGACGGUACAUUUAGAGUUUGUAGUCGAUAGGAAGAUGAAGAUAGGACGUGGGAGUGGGGUGG